AUGUAAAAAGAGAAAGAAGAAGUAUAAUCUCCAGAUCCUUUGAAUAAAUCAUAAUCAAAUUCAAAAUCAAGAUUGAAUUCUGAAUAAUCAUCUUAAAAUUUGAAUUCUCCAAAAGAAAUAAAAUCAUAAGAGAAUCCAAGUAAAGAAAUUUCAUAAAUAAAUUCUAUUGAAAAAGAGCAUUUACAUGUUGAAUAAGAGUAAGAACUAAAUCAAGAGUAAUAAUUAUUAAAAGAAGAACGAGAUUAAGUACCUUAAUAAAUUGUUUAAUAAAAUAAAGGAUAAGAUCAAAAUUAAAAUAGAAAAAGUUUAGCAAGCUUGAGAAAACAACGAAUAUCAAUUUUAAAUAAUGCUCAUCGUUUUAAAGGAAAGGAUUAAAAAGUUAGUUAGACUUCUUUUACUUCCUUUACUUCUUUAUCACCUGAUUCUCCAGACACUUAAGGAAAUAAGAGAUAGAGUAAAAUGUAAUUGACUCAAAGAUAAUUGGAAUUAGAGGAAUUAGAGAAAUUAGAGAAGAAGGAUGAAGCAUAAAGAGUUAAAUUAAUUGAGUGGUUAAAAACUGAAUUUAUGUUUAAAUAAAUACAUCCUUUUGAUUUGUUUACAGCAUUUGAUGAUACUAGUACAGAGUUUUAAUUACGUUAAAGUGAAUUAGAAUAAGCAUUUAAAUAUUUAAACAUCGACGUUGGUGAGGAUAAUUAUCGAAUACUCAAUAAAUAUUAUAAAGUUAAAGAUGCAAUAAGUACUUUGAGGUUAUGUUAUCAUAUUGUAGAAGAUUUACCUGAAUUAAUGUUUAUGACAAUAAAUCAUAUAAUCAUUAAGUAUCGUAUAUUGAUUGAAAUCUUUUUUGAUGAAAUUACAUAAUCAGAAAAAUUAUUUACAUCAGAUUCUCUUAAAUUAUUGAAUAAAGAAUUUGAAUGGGGAUUUGAAGAGAAGCAAAUGUCUGUUGCACAUAAUUUAAUGACAGAUUAUGGAAAUACAUCAAUCAAUCUUUAAUUAUUUAAGCAAAAGCUUUAGUCAUGUCCUUAAGCAAUUGAUUCUAAAUUAAAUAAUGAAAUGUAUUAAUCAAUUGUUAAUAUGAUAAUUUAGAAUGAUUCUAUUGUAACAUUCAGUUUAUUGCUGUAAGAUUAAGAUUAAGCAUCAUCAGGAGAAGUUGCUUUAUAUAUUUUCACUGAUAUCUUAUCUAUGUAUAUUGAUAGAGCAUUAUCAAGAAUUGAAUUGAAUGCAAUAAGAAUAUUUCUUUAGGUUGAAAGGGAUGAAGAAGUUGUAACAUAUAAUAAAUUGCUAACUGAUGCUCUUAAAAUCAUAGAAGAUUAAAAGACUAUACGAUAAUAAUAAUCUGCAAAAAUAUAGAAAUUCUAGUUGUAAUUAAUGUAAUUGUACUUUAAUUCAAUUGAUAAUGUGUCUUAGUUAUAAGAGUAAUAUUUUAAAGACAAGAACAAAAUGACUAGGGAGCAAUUUAUUAAAUAGACGUUCUAAAUAACAAAUGGUAAAAUAGAUAAAGAAAGUGCAAAUUAUAUUUAUUAAAUGAUUUUGGAAAGUAAAUUGGAUCAGAAAAACAUUAUGGUUAAUGAUUUAGAAUUUGAUUAGUUUAUGAAGAAGAAAAAGUAAGAGUUAUCAAUUUAGGAAAAAGCAGAUUAAAUUAAUUCUCCUUUGAAUUAAGAAUAGUUUAGAGAGUUAUAUGAAUUAUAAAAGAAUUUGAAUAAAAAAUCGUUAUAACGAUUAUCAGUAUAAAUCAUAUAGAGUCCAAAGUCUUCGGAUAAAUCAAAUUAAAAUUCUCCUGAGAAAUCGGACUUAAAAAGAGUUUCAUUUAAGAAAUUUCCAGAUUAGAAGGAAGUUCAAUAAGAUUAAGAAAUAAAAUAAGAAGAGAAAGCAUUAAUUUCUACAUAAUAAUUAAAAUUAGAUGUUUAUUAAUAUUUUGAAGAUUUGGACACAAUUUAAUUAAAAUAUUUGACUCAAUAAUAGAUGUUUUUUGGUUUAUUAAAAGUAGGGAUAUUAAUAAAAGGUUAAACUUUAAUGUAAUAAAAAUCAUAUGAUUUUGGAGGAUUUGAGAAAUUUGUAUUGUUGUAAAUGAAGACAUUUUAUAAUUCUUAAAAAUUGAUAUACUAAUUGAAAUAAGAAUUUGAUUAAUAUAAGGAUUCAGAGACUGAUGUAGUAAAUAUGCAAUAAUUGAAGUAAAUAAAAACUGAUUAAAAAUUAGGUAAUUAUUUGAGAAAGUGAAUUUGAAUGUAAAAUUUGAAGAUGUGAUAUUUAUAUAUUAGACUUUAGAUAGAUAGAGAAGUGGUUAUAUAAAAUUGGAAGACUUUUUUUAUUUGAUUCAUUAACAUCCAUUGAUAGAUUAUAGAUUAAAUGAGUUAUUAUUUCGAGUAAAUGCUAAAUCAAUAAUUAGAUGAAAGGUUACUAUGAGAAUUCAUUAAGAGCAUAAAGAGUGUUUUAUUAAAAAAUGCCAUUUAAUUACAUAAGACCAUUUACAAUAAAGGCAAAUCCACCAAGUUAUUCAUUUAGAUUUAGACCUAAUGUAUUGGGGAAAUUUGAGGUAGAAUAAAAAGGGAAAGCAUGGAAUGUAUAUAAGAUAAAGAUAUUAUCUGGAGAAGGUAUACCUUCACCAGAAGAGAAGAAGAAUUGUUUCAGAAGAGAAGUGAUUGUAGGAAUAUAUGAUAAGUUUUAUAAAGAGUUUAUAGAGAAUACAGUGAUAGUGAAAGCAAAGUAUUAGAUGGAGAAUGAAGAUAUAUGGGAAUUUCCAUCAAGGAAUAGGAAUAAUGGUUUUUUUUUGAAUUGUGAGAGAUAAAAUAAUGAUUUGCAUUUAGUGUUGAUAUUUGAAUUGAUAAGUUAUUAUUUAGAGAAUGGAGUAGUAUAGAAGGUAAGUUGUGGAUUUGUAGAGAUUCCAAUAUCUCAUAUAAUAUAAUAAGGAACAUUUGAUUUAGCAUUAAAAGGAGGAUUUAUAGAAUAGGAGAUAGCAAUAAAUAGGAGUGAUAUAAGAUGUAGAAGAGGAGGGUUUGCAAAUAUAGUUGCAAAACUAAAGGGAGAAAUUCAACCACAUUUAACAAUAAGUUCUACAAAACGUUCUCGCAGACCUGGAUUGCUUAUAGAAUUAGAAACAAUGGCUCCAUUAUGUUUAUGUCAUAGAAAUAUGACUUAAAUAAUUUAUGCUUAUAAAAGAUUUUCUAGAGAUAUCUUAGAAGAGGAAGGAGAUGUUCAUAUCUAAUCAUUGAAUAUGUUUCUAUUUUCACUUGAUUGUCCAUAUAUUAAUAAUAGAAUCUGUAAAUUAUGGAUUCGUACUAUUAAAGGAAAGAUGAUUGGGAAAGAGAAGAAUGUAUUUUCUAUUCUUAUUGGAUAAUUACAAAAAUUAAUGAAAAUGAAAUCUUUUAAUUUCAACCCUUAUUCACCUCAAGAAAUCUUCCCUCCUGAUGUAGGAAGAGUAAAAAAAGAUGUUGUUAAAUCAGUACUCUUAAAUACUGAAUUCUUAAUUGAUUCCUCUUUCGAAAACAAAUUAAAUCUACCUGGAGACAAGAUUUUAGAUGAGUAAAUCUAGAAAUAUGGUGAAAUAUAAGAAUAAGGAGUAUUUGAUAAUGAAUAGAAUCCAUUUGAUCCUUAUAAGAAUGGACUUAAUUUAAAGGGAUAUGAACCUUAUGUAGAAUAAAUCCAAUGA
Messenger RNA from Paramecium sonneborni, 3643 nucleotides. The record is from the annotation of a GenBank genome assembly. NCBI's taxonomy places the organism in Eukaryota, Ciliophora, Oligohymenophorea, Peniculida, Parameciidae.